This is a messenger RNA of Helobdella robusta, 969 nucleotides long. RefSeq lists its product as hypothetical. The transcript has 10 exons. Bases 1 to 969 code for a protein of 322 amino acids. The record is from RefSeq and is a predicted model, not a curated record. Lineage: Eukaryota; Metazoa; Annelida; Clitellata; Rhynchobdellida; Glossiphoniidae.
AUGAAGAUCAUUCUUGAAAGUUUCCUCAAAAUCGGUAACCCGGAAGCGAGCCAGAAAAAAAUAUGCGGAACGAGCCAGUGCCCUGAGAAUGAAAUCUGUACGAACGGCGUCUGCGUUUCUAAAUCAGAGGCUAGUCAUAGUCAGGAUUAUGUAGAUGGUAAAAAUGAUUAUGAUAACAACGACAAUAAUAUUAAUAAUAAUAAUGAUAAUUAUAAUAAUAAUGAUAAUUAUAAUAAAAAUAAUAAUGAUGAUGAUGAAGAAAGCGAUGAUGAGUUUGGGAGAAAGUGCGGGCAGGGCACUUGCAUUCAUGGAGAGAGGUGCCAGAAAUUGAAAUGCGUUGACUGUACUAAGAAAAUAUCCUGUGCAUGUGACGCUAGCAACAACAACAAUAACAAUAAUAAUAAUAACGAUGAUGAUGAUGAUGCUGACGAGGACGACGAUGAUGAUGAUGACGAUGGUGGUACUUCAAACAGUGAUGAAUACGGCUGCCGCAUAUGCGAUUGUGCAGCAAGUCAACCGAGAACCGGCUCCGUAAAAAAUGUCGGCGAUGUGGCUACUACAGCCACCACAACUACUACUACGUCAGCACCCACCGUUUUCUCUCUCAACGAUCUUUUCUCUGACGCAUUUGGCAAGAGCGGCAGCAGCGGCGAGAAAAAAAAUGGCGGGAAAAAAUUUGGCGGGAAAAAAAAGAGGCGAAAUCGGAAGAAGAAAAAAAAAUUGACUACUUAUGCUGCAAGUAUAACCACCGGAAAGUCUCUAACGACAACAACUUCAAAGCCCAACUGCUCCAAUAACAUGAUGAAGUGCCAAGACGACCAGGAAUGCGUGAAAGACGUGUGUGUUGCGAAAUCGAGCAUGGGCAUCGAGACGAUAGCCAGGCAAGCUCUGAUACUUGGGGCGUGCCCGACUGGCCAACAGUGCGUCAACAACACAUGCGGUCGGUAUUGCUAUGACAAAAACUCAUAA